AUGAUGGGGAUCUUUUUGGCGUAUGUUGGAUUUGUCUUCUUUUCUGUUUUAUACGUGCAGCAAGGGCUUUCUUCCCAAGCGAAAUUUACUGAGUUUCCGCGCAACGUGACGGCGACGGAGGGGCAGAAUGUGGAGAUGUCGUGCGCGUUCCAGAGCGGCUCCGCGUCGGUGUACCUGGAGAUCCAGUGGUGGUUCCUGCGGGGCCCCGGGGACCUGGAGCCCGCGGCCGAGGUGGCCGGCGCGCAGGUGGAGCUCGUGCCCGACCGGGACCCGGACAACGACGGCACCAAGAUCAGUACAGUGAAAGUCCAAGGCAAUGACAUCUCCCACAAGCUUCAGAUCUCCAAAGUGAGGAAAAAGGACGAAGGCUUAUACGAGUGCAGGGUGACCGACGCCAACUACGGAGAGCUUCAAGAACACAAGGCGCAGGCCUACCUGAAAGUCAAUGCCAACAACCACGCCCGCAGGAUGCAGGCCUUCGAGGCCUCGCCCAUGUGGCUGCAGGACAUGAAGCCUCGGAAGAAUGUCUCAGCGGCCGCCCCCAGCAGCAUCCACAGCUCUGCCAACCAGCGAAUGGCCUCCACCUCCAGCCCUCAAGCGGUAGCCAAAAUCCCCAAACAAAGUCCACAAUCAGCAAAGAGCAAAUCGCCUGUAAAAUCUACGGAGCGGACAGCAAAGUUGACCCUAAACUCCAAGCACCACUCCGCACCCACUGUAGUCUAAUUACCUACACAAGGAGCGCCUGCUUCCGGAAGCAUACGUGAAGAGGCUAUCACACGCUUUGUUCUUAAUGUUUUCUUGGGCAAAUCAUUGAUCUUUUAUUUGAAGAGAAUUAGUGUGAAGUGAUAGGACAUUCUCUAAUAGCAAGAUCUAUUUUUUCCCCUUUCUUCUGGCUACUUAAAGUAUCAUCUCAGGGGUUGGCCUGAACGUCAUCGGGAUAGUAAAUAUUUACUAUGGAUACCACAGAUUUCCUACUAAAAGACCCAUUAUCUGCAGGAAGCAAGCGGAGAUCAAAAGACUACAGAAUAUAAACUAUCAUCAAACGAGACCCCCAUUUAGGGGGCAAAAUUAUCAACGCUGCGAGGCAUCAAGGAGAACAUUAUUUUAAAUAAGAAAUAACAAAAGAAAGAAUUUUUUUAAAUUUUUUCUUUUUCUUGUGUUUUUCUCCUUUUUCUUGAUUGCAGUUCUUGUUCAAUGGUGGCAAGUGCUGAUUACGGCCAAUCCCUGUCAAUCCUGGGAGGUUUAUAGAAAUACAUUCUGAGUGUUCUAUAUUUCAAUGUAUUUUCAUUCAUUUUGCAAUUCCUGUAUAUGCAAACCUGACAAAUUCUGUAAAUGGCUUAUAGUAUGUGUGAUAUAACUUCGAAGUAGAU
Molecule: messenger RNA, 1370 nt
Organism: Pteronotus mesoamericanus
Lineage: Eukaryota; Metazoa; Chordata; Mammalia; Chiroptera; Mormoopidae
Gene: VSTM2A
Product: V-set and transmembrane domain containing 2A
Exons: 5
Coding region: 1-723 (240 amino acids)
Cellular component (GO): membrane
Source: RefSeq, a predicted model, not a curated record